GGGGCCUCUACAACAACAGGUUUAGCAGCAAACUUGCUAGAUCCUAACGUUUGCCGCCGCGUACCCGGUAUUGCACAUCGGCACCCGCUGGAUCACCGCCAACCUACGCCAAUUUCCACAGCCGUCAAUCUCAUCCUGCACGGCUGCAUCCCUGGCGGCGGCGGGAUCAGGGGUUACCGGCCUACACAGGGCAGAGGGACUGGUAUGAAACGAGGAAAUGAAACAGCGGGACACGGAUGGCGCAGGUCCAGGAACAAGCGGGGAGACUCCAUCAAGCGAAAGAUUUGCGCUAGCAGCACGAUCGAGUUCUGCACGCCGAGAGUGCUUGGUGAGGUCAAGAGCUACUAUGGCCACAUCACGGUCAAGCGCAAGUGCACCGGGGCUUGACUUUGAGCCGAGCCGACCGUUGCAGGACGCCUGGCGCCACACGCCCCGCAACGGCUCUGAUGAGAGCGAGCCCUACGCCAACGCCCACCAGCAGGAGCAGCAGGAGCCCGCCCCCAGCGCCUGCUGCUUCCCCCACAAGUCCUGCAUGCGCUGGUGCUAUGCCAGCUUAUCUGCUGGCUGCAGGAGCGCCCCCUGCCAGCUUUGCCAUGCCUAUGACAACCACUGGCACCCGCAGAAGCCGCCCGGCCUGCCCAAGGCACCGAAGCUCGCGGCCCCGACCAACCCCGCCGCCGCUGCAAGUUCCAUCUCUACCUCCACCGUCGCCCACAUCUCGACGUCGCCGCGAUGGGGCGAUGAGGAUGAGGACGAGGCUGACGGACUCGACCUGAGCGACCUCUUUGAGCAGACGCCCUGGGUGAAGCAGGGACUGGCGGAGCUGGCCGCGGCCGAGCAGCAGCAGGCGGAAGCCGCGGCGGCCGCGCCCGCGGCAGCGUCAGAGUCUGGCGGCAGCAGCAGCAGCAGCAGUAUUGCCCCUCGCACCAGCAUUAGCAGCAGCGGUGGCGCGAGCAGUAGCUGGGCGGACGAGGUUGAGGCUCAUGAGGAGGCGGAGGAGGAGCUCGACCUUGGGUCGCUCGCCGACUGGAUGAAGGAGGGCCUGGCGGAGCAGGCGGCGGCGGCGGCGGCAGCUGCCAGCGGCACCAGCGGCAACCCCAGCGGCCGCCGCUGGGCGGAUGAAGUUGAGGAGGAGGAGGACGGCGAUUUCGGCGCCUACCUCGCCUCGCUGUCGCCCUGGAUGGCAGAGGAGAUGGCGGCGAUGGCGGAAGCAGAGGCCGAGGGGGAGUGCGUGCUGGCGGCGGCCGAGGAGGAGCAGGAGGAGGCCGUCGUCACUGAGCGGGAGGACGCGCCUGACUCGCCGCUUAGCUCGUGCUGCUGCGCCGUGCCGGACAGCGCCCGCACCAGCCGCAGCGCCAGCAGUUGCAGCCUGCUCUCGGUUGCGGCGGCCGCAGGCAGUGAGGCGCCGCAGCAGAUGGAGUCGGUGGAGGCGGCAGCGGAGGAGCAGAGCGUUGACAAGGAGGCCUGCACCGCCGCCGGCAGCAGCAUGGGCAGCUGUGUCGUGCCGCCGACCGCGGCGGUGCAGCAGGGUGAUGAGUGGCAGUCAGCUGUGAGGCCCUCGCGCCUGCGUCUGGCGAUCGAGCUGGCGGCGGCGGCGUGGGCCGAGCAGGAGCGGGAGCUGGAGGAGUUUGCCGCGUUGGAGCGCGCGUGCGGCUGCUUCCCGCCACCGGCAGCGGUGGCGGCCUGGUAGUAGCAAGGGCUGCUUCGUUCCGUUGGGCUUCCGUGUUAUGUCGUCAGCUGCAUGAGCCGAGCAGCCAGAGGCUUUGUUGCUUUCGUCAUUUGAAGAUGCAGCAGUAGCAGCCGCAGCCGCCGCAGCUGUGGCGCCGCCAGCCGGGCGCAAGAGGGGCUCCUCACACGUAUGUACGUGUGCGGAUGGUACAGUAUCGAAGUGAGCCAGCAGGGCAUGAGGAGCGCGUUGAAUGCGAAAGAAGCAGGCGGCAAAGCCGUGCAGCACUGGGUAUUACGACAUGUGAGGCACACGCACCUGCAGCGAAUGCGUGCAAGUGUAGACAGCUAGGCUGAUCGCCGCUACUAGCUACUGACGAAUGAUACUAGCAAGUGAACCAGCACAUGGUGCCGCCGCACAUUUCUCAGUAUCAGCACGACAGCAGGGCGUGCCAAUCGACGUUUACCGCAGGGGACAGGACUGAUUCGCGGGAGUCUGGCAAUGCUGUACUGCUGUUAUACCGUAUGUGAGCGAGUGGGAGUGACAAAUGCCGUACUUGAUGCUGGAUGGAUUGCGCAAGCAAGCACUCAGUGCGGUAUUCAUUGAGACAUCGCCAAGUCAACCCUGCUGAUGUUUUUUAAGAUGUAUACGUAUGUGUGACUGUAUGGGACCGGGGAACCAGCAGUCCCCUUUGGCCAUUUUAACGACUGCUUGUGUUUUGCUGCCGCGCGUGCGUUUACUUGCUGAGCGAGAGGGUGGCAGGUGGCGAGUAGCGCUGUGCCGAUGGACGCAGGGCUGCCUAGGGGGCUACAGGUUAGUAAUGGGAUGGAGGAGAGGGAGUCCAGGUUACGCCAGAACAGACCUAACGCGCGGGAGUCACAGAAUGAUUGUGGAGAAGGAGCCCGCAGAUUGAUGUGUGCGCAUAACGUGGUGACACACAAAAUAAGUGUAAGGCCCGCUGCAGGAGCGGACACUGUGUUCCAGUGUGCGGUGUGUGUUUGCUGAUUUUUUUCGCGGUCGUAUGUGCGGUUUUUGGGCUGAGCCUGCGAGAGGCUGUCUGUGGCACGACGUGUGUCCUGUGGGUGCAAGUGCCUCCGACCCUUCCGGCAUUCCAGAUGCCAGGAAGCGGGAUGCGUGCUUGAUUUGAGACUCGCAGUGAUUCUUACAUACUAGAGCCCUUUGCUCUUGAGAGAGUGCGCGACGACCCUUGAGGAGGCCGGAUCCUUGAUCCACUGGUCCAUUGAUUCUUUCCAUCUUUGCCUAGAUUGGCAGACCUAUUUGUUACCCAUCAUCAUCCGACAUUCGAUAGGCCGAUGUGCACGUUUGAUGCUGAUGUGGGCGUGACUCGAUUUGUGGUUGGCGGCUCGUUGGGGCUAGUGAAGCGUGAGACCGUGCGCGGUGGUGCUUGCCUUGCACGGACGGACGGCUGUGACGUGUGUAUAUGGCGUGUGGAUUUCGCACACACGCUCUGUGGAGAUUGGGGUGCAUGUGCGUAUACGGUAUGUGACGAACGGCGAGCACGUGUGGGCGGCUGGAUGCAUGGUUGGUCCACGUUGGGAACUGAUGGGACCCGUCCCUGCCGAAGCUAGUAGACUCCAUUACUGCUAGCUGUGGUGCUGCACAGGUCGCUAAAGGCGGAAUGCAUGCAUGGGCAUGUAAGGCUCAUGGUAGUGUGCAUGCGUUUUGCCUCUCACCCCCUCCCCCGGGACUUAGCUAAGCGCUUGCAAAGACUCCUUGAGCAUAGGGCCGACCUACUAGCUAACCACGGCAAUCAUCGAUGGCGGUGAUUGUGUACGUGGCCUCCCAGCAUGGCAAGGCACCAAACUCGCUUGGGCGGGCUGUAACUGUAAUGCACU
Messenger RNA from Chlamydomonas reinhardtii, 3522 nucleotides. RefSeq lists its product as uncharacterized. The transcript is spliced from 3 exons. The record is from RefSeq and is a predicted model, not a curated record. Lineage: Eukaryota; Viridiplantae; Chlorophyta; Chlorophyceae; Chlamydomonadales; Chlamydomonadaceae. Bases 347 to 1690 code for a protein of 447 amino acids.